AACACAGUGAGUCACUCUCAACUCUCAGUCUCUCACCCAUCCCUUUGUCUCUCUCUCAAAGUUGAAUCUUUUCUUGGAAUGGGUUUGGUAGAAGAAGCUCAUCCCUUGAUCAUUCAACUCUCGUUGUACUAAAAUACUUCCAACUUCCCACUUCACUCUCUUCGAUUUUAGGUUUUCACUGUGAAAAUGAGAAAGACACUUCAUGUUUCUGGUUUCCCCAAACUUAUUGCUGCUGAAGAAGUGAAAAAGUUCUUGGAGGACCGUACGAGCCCGGGAGCUGUGGAGGCUCUAGAAGUGAGGCCGGGGAAGAGGGGUUCGAGGGCUUAUGCCAAAGUCCAGUUUACAAGUAGAGAAUAUGCUGAGGAUAUCAUACAUUUGGCAAAUAUUGGCCUCUAUUAUCAUCUGGGAACUAGUCGCUCUUAUUUAAAGGCUUUUGAACAGGAUACCAACUUUGUGAAUCCUAAAUCAUUUAAACAUGAGAUGGAUGGUGUGACUCUGAAUUUUGGGUGUCAGGUGUCUAAACAAAAGUUUUCUGUGCUAUGGAGAGCUCAAGAUGUUUCUGUUAAAUUUGGAGCAGGGCUGAAGAAAUUUCACUUCUUUUUGAGCCAUCGUAAUGUUGAAUACAGGCUUCAGCUGUCGUACGAAAAUAUAUGGCAAAUUGUGCUGCAUAAUUCGAGUGGUCGAACUGCAAAGCUUCUUCUCAUACAGUUAUAUGGAGCUCCUCGGAUCCACAAGAAGCUCGAUUCAAUUUAUAGUUUUUUCAAGGAUAUUCCGGAUGAUCAGUGGAUUAGGACGACAGAUUUCACUCCAUCAUGUAUCGGACAAUCUUCUGGCAUGUGUCUCCAGAUUCCUCACGGCAUGAAGCUCCCAGAUUUUAAGCACAACUUUGUAUACUACAGUGUAAGUGACACACCAUUGGUCUUAGAGAAUGGAGCCCCGUUCUCUGCAGAUUCACCUCUGGUUCCAAUUGUACAACCCCCGCAUGGGGUUGAGCUGCCUUACAGAUUACUAUUCAAGGUCUGCACAUUGGUGCAAAACGGAUGCAUUCCUGGAAUGAAGCUAGAUAGAGAUUUUUUCCGUUGUGUGAAUCCCGAAAUGCAUGAUAUUAGAUACAUAGAGCAUGCAUUAGAGAAGCUUUACUACCUAAAGGAAUGCUGCUAUGAUCCUGUGGCAUGGCUUCGUGAGCAAUACCGUAAGUACCAAACAUCCGAGGAACUACCUAAAUCUCCUACCAUUAGUUUGGAUGAUGGUCUGGUGUAUGUUCACCGGGUUCAAGUUACUCCAACCAAAGUCUACUUCGCUGGACCUGAAGUGAACAUGUCAAACCGUGUCCUCCGCCAAUUUUCUGGCCACAUUGACAAUUUCCUUCGUGUUUCGUUCGUUGACGAGGAGUGGGAUAAGAUGUAUUCGACUGAUUUAUCCCCAAGGGUAGCCACCUCUAUUGGCAAUGGAAGGACAAAGCUGUACGAGAGAGUACUUUCUACCUUGAGGAAUGGCAUAAGAAUAGGGGACAAGAAGUUUGAAUUUCUUGCAUUCUCCUCGAGUCAGUUGAGGGAGAAUUCCCUCUGGAUGUUUGCUGCUUCAGCUAGAAACCUCAAUGCUGAUUAUAUAAGGCAGUGGAUGGGUGAUUUCAGUUCCAUACGGAAUGUCGCAAAGUAUGCUGCAAGGCUUGGUCAGUCCUUUGGUUCGUCGACAGAAACACUAAGUGUUGCUCGGGAAGAGGUUGAAAGAAUCCCUGAUGUUAAGGUUGUUACAGAUGGGACCACAUAUACCUUUUCUGAUGGGAUAGGGAAAAUAUCAUCUGAUUUUGCUCGAAGGGUUGCUAAUAAAUGUAAAAUCAGAGGUAGUGUUCCAUCUGCCUUUCAGAUCAGGUACGGUGGCUACAAAGGUGUCGUUGCAGUUGAUCCCACUUCAUGGGUAAAGCUCUCAUUGAGGGAUAGUAUGCUGAAGUAUCAAUCAGACAACACGAAGCUAGAUGUUCUAUCAUGGAGCAAGUAUCAACCGUGUUUCAUGAAUCGCCAGAUCAUCACACUCUUGUCCACCCUUGGAGUGAGUGAUCGCGUCUUUCUGGUGAAGCAGAGGGAGGCAGUAGCUCAGCUCGAUGCUAUCUUAGUCGAUCCACUAAAAGCUGAGGAAGCACUGGACUUGAUGGCUCCCGGAGAAAAUACCAACAUCUUGAAAGAAAUGUUGAAAUGCGGCUACAAGCCUGAUGAAGAGCCGUUUCUCUCAAUGAUGCUGCAGAAUUUCCGCUCAGCAAAGCUGCUCGAUUUACGGGUGAAGGCAAGAAUAUUCGUCCCACAAGCUCGCCAAAUGAUGGGAUGUAUGGAUGAAACUGGCACCUUGGAAUACGGACAGGUGUUUGUGCAAUUUUCAGGCACCGGAAGCAGUGGGGAUUCAACUGGCUUCAAGUACACCAUUACAGGAAAGGUAGCUGUGGCUAAGAACCCGUGUCUGCACCCGGGCGACGUCCGUGUUCUCAGAGCUGUCAACGUGCCAGAACUAAGCCACAUGGUGGACUGUGUCGUCUUCCCACAAAAAGGAAAGAGACCUCAUCCAAAUGAGUGCUCUGGGAGUGAUUUGGAUGGAGACAUAUACUUCGUGUGUUGGGAUCCUCAGUUGAUUCCACCUCGUCAAGAAUCUCCGAUGACUUAUGAUCCUGCUCCUAACACACAACUUGAUCACGAUGUCACCAUUGAGGAAGUUGAAGAAUACUUCACAAAUUACAUUGUUAACGACAGUUUGGGGAUCAUAGCCAAUGCACAUACUGUCUUUGCUGACAAAGAGUUUAGCAUGGCAUUAAGCAGUCCAUGUGUAGAGCUGGCCAGACUUUUCUCAGUUGCAGUCGACUUUCCCAAGACCGGAAUCCCUGCAGAAAUCCCUCCUUACCUUCGUGUGAAAGAGUACCCAGAUUUUAUGGACAAGCCCGACAAGACGACGUACCAAUCGGAGCGGGUCAUCGGGAAGCUCUACCGCGAGGUGAAGGAUAUCGCCCCUCACACAUCUUCUGUGAAGAGCUUCACCAUAGAAGUGGCUAUAAAAUCUUACGAUAGUGACAUGGAAGUCGAAGGAUUCAGAGAGUACAUUGACGAAGCCUUUGAGUAUAAGACUGAGUAUGAUUACAAGCUGGGGAACUUGAUGGACUACUAUGGCAUCAAGACUGAGGCUGAGAUACUGAGCGGUGCCAUCAUGAAGACGUCAAAGACUUUUGAUCGGAGGAAAGAUGCAGAUGCUAUUGGGGCAGCCGUGAGGGCCCUUAGGAGUGAGGCUAGGUCGUGGUUUAAGAACGGAAGCGAAUCGCGGGAUGCCUAUGCAAUGGCUUCGGCUUGGUAUCACGUGACUUAUGAUUCUUCUUUCUACGGCUGCUACAAUGUGGGGAUGAAUAGGAGGGAUCACUACAUCAGCUUUCCAUGGUGUGUUUACGACAAGCUUGUCCAGAUCAAGAGGGAUUCACUUAAUAGGCAUUUCAGACGAGGUUUGAGCCUGGGAUGAGUAUUUAGUGUUUACCGAAUACCCUUUUGCCUCUCUCUGCUGCAAUGUGUGAAUAUGCAGCAUAACUACUAGAUUUGGUGUGUAUAAAACUAAUGUAUAUAUCGUUUGUGGACUUAUCCAGUUAGACUAUGUUAUUUUCAA
Molecule: messenger RNA, 3630 nt
Organism: Salvia hispanica
Lineage: Eukaryota; Viridiplantae; Streptophyta; Magnoliopsida; Lamiales; Lamiaceae
Gene: RDR1
Product: RNA-dependent RNA polymerase 1
Biological process (GO): siRNA processing
Cellular component (GO): nuclear RNA-directed RNA polymerase complex
Molecular function (GO): RNA-directed RNA polymerase activity
Source: RefSeq, a predicted model, not a curated record